This is a messenger RNA of Thamnophis elegans (Western terrestrial garter snake), 630 nucleotides long. RefSeq names its product phospholipase A2 inhibitor and Ly6/PLAUR domain-containing protein-like. The record is from RefSeq and is a predicted model, not a curated record. The transcript has 5 exons. The coding region runs from base 88 to 615 and encodes 175 amino acids. Gene Ontology annotation, molecular function: phospholipase inhibitor activity. NCBI's taxonomy places the organism in Eukaryota, Metazoa, Chordata, Lepidosauria, Squamata, Natricidae. Gene Ontology annotation, cellular component: extracellular region.
AACCUAAUUGUUCAAAAACAUUUCCCCAGUUGCAAAGCUGAGCAGUAGGUGGCUUCAGGAAAGGCAGCGGAGUUGACUUCUACCAACAUGAGGGCAGCUGGAAUUCUUGUCCUCUGUCUCUUCUCCUCCAUCCUGUCAACAGUGACGUCUCUAAAGUGUCAAACAUGUGUUGCCCUUGGAACUGAAUGUGAAGAAGAGAAUGUGAAGGUGGUGGAGUGCAAAGAAGAUGAAGAAUUUUGUUCUACUACAGUUGUCAAUUGUACUUUAUUCGAAAUUCCAAUGAGUUUAACUGUCAAAGAAUGUGUUACUCGUGAGAAUUGUUUUGAAGGCCUCUUUAGCAGCACAACAGUAGAUAGUAGAUUUGAAAUAGCCAGAGGUAACUGUUGCCAGACUGAUCUCUGUAAUGCAGAAGUGCUUCCGUUGGAAAAUUAUGAAGACUUUCAACCAAAUGGGUUACUGUGCCCAGGCUGCUUUGCACUAGAUGAGGAUUCUUGUGAAGCCAAUCAAUCUGUAGCCUGCGUUGGCGAACAGGAUCUGUGUUUUACGAUAGCCUGUACCACAGUAUCAGAAUUUUCUAAUCAGCAGAGUUCUUCAAACUCACCCUUCAAGGUAUGAAUACUCCAGGAACCA